AUGGGUUCAUCAUUCAAUAAGAUUUCGUCCUAUUUCUUCCAGAAAGAAGAGGCUCGCGUACUUAUGCAGGGUCUUGAUGCAGCUGGUAAAACGACUGUUCUCUACGCUCUGAAAUUAGGUGAAGUCGUCACAACGAUUCCUACGAUUGGUUUCAAUGUUGAAACAGUUGAAUUUAAAAAUAUUAGCAUUACAGCUUGGGAUGUAGGUGGUCGGGACAAAAUUCGACCUCUAUGGCGACACUAUUAUGAAAAUACUCGUGCUAUCGUUUUUGUAGUUGAUUGUAAUGACCGAGAUCGAGUAGAUGAGGCAUCCAAAGAACUACACACAACGGCCAAUGAAGAGGAACUUUGUAAUAUACCCAUUCUGAUCUUGGCCAAUAAACAAGAUCUACCAAAUGCAAUGUCCACUGAUGAGUUACGCGAUAAACUUGCCUUGAAUAAAUUCACUCGUGAGAGAAAAUGGCAUAUCCAAGGAACUGUAGCUACAGAAAAAAAAGGUCUUCGAGAAGGUUUUGACUGGCUUGCAGAUGCAUUGACGACAAAAAAUGUAGAAACUUAUGGAACAAUGGGUUGUCGUGAAAAACUUGAAUUUUUACUUGAACAAAUGCGUUUAUGUUUAGCUAAACAUGAUUAUACUCGAACACAAAUUAUAUCACAAAAAACUUAA
Messenger RNA from Rotaria socialis, 666 nucleotides. Lineage: Eukaryota; Metazoa; Rotifera; Eurotatoria; Philodinida; Philodinidae. The record is from the annotation of a GenBank genome assembly.